AUGAGCUCAAUUAAUUGCACCGACAACCUUAACUCCUCCGACGGCUCUGUAUGCGUAGAAAGUAAUAAUACGGUUAAUAAAGAGUUAAAAAAUAUCGGAAAAAGAAAAUUGAACAUAAAUUCGGAUCAAAGUAGUUGCACCAAUAGUCCUAAAGCUACUUCAAAUGAUUCUAUGAGAGCAGAAAGUUUGAAUGCCAUUUUGGACAUAUAUGAUGAUCUGGAUCUUUGUAACCAAAUUCACAAUUUUUAUCGCCUGAUUGAUUUGUGCAAAGACACGGGAUCUGUCGGAUUUUGUAAGCUUAAAUUCGACAAUAGGGACUCUAAAGAAGAUGAGUUAUCUCUGCCCUCGAGCCUUCCUCCUGCCAUGCCAAUAGAGUCAUGCAAUAACCAAUCAUUUAUCACCAGUUACGUGGUUGAAACCAAGGAAACACAUAAGUCGAGUGGACAUGCUAGCGAAUUCCUUAAUGAAAUAAGAAAUUAUAAUCUGGGAAUAGACUCGUCCGUUUCUUUAGCUGAGUUGAUAGAUUUGGCCGAAUUCUUGUCUAUAGAAAGCGAUAUAAUCAAAGCAUAUAAAGAUGAAAUGGAGAUGACUCGAUAUUGA
This is a messenger RNA of Acaulospora morrowiae, 600 nucleotides long. The record is from the annotation of a GenBank genome assembly. Lineage: Eukaryota; Fungi; Glomeromycota; Glomeromycetes; Diversisporales; Acaulosporaceae.